Messenger RNA from Sceloporus undulatus (fence lizard), 1573 nucleotides. It is a transcript of the gene CHID1, whose product is annotated as chitinase domain containing 1. Gene Ontology annotation, biological process: carbohydrate metabolic process. The transcript is spliced from 13 exons. Bases 240 to 1424 code for a protein of 394 amino acids. Gene Ontology annotation, cellular component: extracellular region. NCBI's taxonomy places the organism in Eukaryota, Metazoa, Chordata, Lepidosauria, Squamata, Phrynosomatidae. Gene Ontology annotation, molecular function: chitin binding; oligosaccharide binding. The record is from RefSeq and is a predicted model, not a curated record.
CUUCAUGGUUAUGCCAUCUGGUCGCCCUGAGAGAAAGGGAAGCAUUCCCCCCUUUUUUGUCCAGUUCUCAUUUGAAUAUUUCCCUCUCUGCAAAUGCCUGGCAUCUUUUCCCAUGUGCUUUUGUUGCCUUAGAGUCAAGAUCGUAUUCCGUGUUACUUAGUCCGCAGGAACUGCCUCACCUCAUUGUGGUAGUCUCAGUCCCUGAAAAAUUAGAGGCGGCUGGAAUUCCUAGUGCUGCCAUGAGAUGCGUCUUCACUGGACUUGUGGUGCUUGCCCUGGCUUCUCAGGUGCUUGAAGCUACAUUGUCAAAGACAGACAGCAAGAAAGCCACUUCAAAAACAAAGGAGGAAAAGACUCACCAUUCAGAAAAAACGGUGCAAGAUCGUGGUCUGGUAGUUACUGAUUUGAAGGCGAAGGAUAUUGUCCUGGAACACAAAAGCUACUGUGCUAAAAAAGCACAGGAGAACUACUUCUCAGGAGAUGUUCUAGGCUACAUUACACCUUGGAACAGCCAUGGCUAUGACAUUGCAAAAAGCUUUGGAAACAAAUUCACCAUGAUAUCACCAGUCUGGCUUCAGGUGAAGAGAAGGGGCAAGGAGAGAUUUCAAUUGACAGGGCUCCAUGAUGUUGACCAAGGCUGGAUGAAGGAAGUCAAGAAGAAUGCCAAAAACAUCAAAAUAGUACCAAGAAUUUUGUUUGAAGGCUGGAGUUACCAGGACUUUGAGAGUGUGUUUAAUAGUGAAGAUGAGAUAGAAGAACUUACAAAUAAUAUGGUUCAAGUAGCCAAGAGUGAGAAUUUUGAUGGGUUUGUGGCUGAAGUUUGGAGUCAGCUAGGAAAUCAAAAGCAAACGGGCCUGAUUCACUUGCUCACUCACCUCUCAGAAGCUUUGCGUCAGGCACGACUUAAGCUAAUACUUGUCAUCCCUCCUGCUGUCAUGCCAGGAUCUAAUCAGUUGGGAACAUUCACAAAGAAAGAAUUUGAUCUCCUAGCACCAGUUGUGGACAGUUUCAGCCUCAUGACGUAUGACUAUUCAACACCACAGCGGCCUGGCCCUAAUUCUCCAUUACCUUGGAUGCAAGCAUGUGUUCAGAUGCUGGAUCCAGAAUCUAAAUGGAGAAAUAAAAUUCUUCUGGGACUGAACUUUUAUGGCAUGGACUACUCUGCACUGAGUGCUUCUGGGGAACCAAUAUUUGGUAACAGGUAUAUAGACAUCUUGAAGGAACAUAAGCCUAAACUGGUUUGGGAUGAACAAAUAGCUGAACAUUAUUUUGAAUACAAAAAAAAUAAAGGAGGCAAGCAUGCAGUCUUCUACCCAAGCUUAAAGUCUAUCCAGCUGCGGUUAGAGCUUGCAAAGGAACUAGGCACAGGAAUAGCCAUCUGGGAGCUGGGUCAAGGCUUGGAUUAUUUUUAUGACUUGCUUUAAAAUAAUACGUGUUCUUUUCUUUGUUGACAUUUUAUCCUGAAUAGACUGGAAAUGGGGCGGGAGUUGCAGUCAGAAAAAAUUAUUUACUGAGAAUGUAAUUUAUAUGGAAUCAGUUUCAAAUUUUCCCAAUAAAGACUCUUGUUUUAUUA